UCCCUGGUGGAGCAGGGCAGGUUGGGACAGCACCAGGAUGUGGUGGUGGGCACCCACCCCCCUCCUGACCCCAAGCUUUCACCCCGGGAUGAGCGAUCCCUGCGAUGCUCACUUGUCCCGAUAGCGCUGGGGACCCCGAGGCCACCACUCCCUGCGUGUCCCCUCCUGGGGCCGUGCAGCGUCCGCUCCCUCCUCGCCCCAUUCUGGCACCCCGAAUUCCAAGGGUGGCGAGUCACGGCCCGCCUGGCUUUGGGGCGCUGACUCACCCCCAACCUGUCCCCAUCCCUUCCGAGCCUGAGUCACCCCAGUGGUUUCCCAUCUCGGUCCCCUGACGUGGGGCUCAGCGGAAGGGCUGUCCCCGUCCCCUCGUCACCCCGGGGAUGGGGACGGACCGGAUGGAGCGCAGGAAGGCAAUUCCUGCCCCGUGAGCUGGUGUGACGGGUGCGCGGGUGGGGACGGGCUGCCCGCUGCCGGAGUCACCCUGUCCCCAUGGACGAGUGGAAAGAGUGUGUCAGGGAUGGUGACACUGCCCUGCGCCCCGCUCCAGGUCCCCAAAAUGGGUGACUGUGGGGUCCCCAAGGGAUGGCCAUGCAUCCAUGGCCAUGCUGGCUCCAUCCUCACUCCUUGUCAUGCCCAGUGUCACAGGGCCUUGGGGACACCCCAAAAACCUCUGUCCUGGCAGGGACCGAGGGCGGCCAACAGUUGGGGGGGCACCGCCGUGCUCCUGCUGGGGGGGUCCCUGUGUCCCCUCUGUCCCGUGCCACCAGCGCUGUGCCAUGGGGACACAGCUCGGCGCCGUGGGAACGGCCGUGCUGCAGCGGAGCCGUGCCGGGGCUGCCAUGUUAUGAAUACACCACGAUUACAGAGGAGCGCUCGGGCAGUUCCAACCUCCUAAUUAAUUUGGAUUAAUUAAUUUUCACAAAGCCCACUAUUAAUAGGGGUGAUGUCAGCCGGCAGUGAGUCACGACUCUCACUCUUGGAGCAGGGCGAUCCCGGCCCCAGGUCUGCAGCCGGGAUGAACCGCAGGGUCACGGGAUGAAGGGGACAGAGGGGACAGCGUUCCCAUCCCAUACGUGUCCCCAUUCCCCUAGGAGCAAAGCAGAGCCCGGGGAGCACUGGGGGGGGGCACACACCUUGCACUCUGUGAUGAUCCGGGUGAUCCAGUGCAGUGAGUCUGCCCUGGGACCCCACAGCCCCAUCCCGUGUUCACACUGCACGGUGCUGUCUGUGCACGGAGCGCUGCGCCAUGCGGGGAGGGGACGGGAAGCUGCUGCCGGGCGGUGUCCGUACAUCUGUCCGCAACGGGAAACCCGACGGGAAACCCCGCACGGCGGUGAGGGACCGUGCGCUGCACUCCACCGCUGUAAGACCCCGUGGGGGCUGCGGCCGAGCGGGGAGGGUCGGACGGGGACGCUGACGGCCGCCGCGUUCCAGGAGCUGCUCCGGCUGCAGCUGCCCAACGUGAUGAAGGAUUUCCCCUCCCUGGAGGAGCAGAUGCGGGCGCUGGAUGCGAGCGCUGACCAGGAGCUGACGUUUGAUGAGUUCUGGCGGCUGAUGGGCGAGCUGGCCCAGGCCCUGAUGAAGGACAGGGAGGGGAGGAAGAAGUGAUGGGGAUGGGGGGACGCUCAUGUAGCGCCAAUAAAGAGGUUUUCAUAGGCCUGGA
Molecule: messenger RNA, 1663 nt
Organism: Numida meleagris (helmeted guineafowl)
Lineage: Eukaryota; Metazoa; Chordata; Aves; Galliformes; Numididae
Gene: S100A13
Product: S100 calcium binding protein A13
Exons: 3
Coding region: 1036-1608 (190 amino acids)
Biological process (GO): positive regulation of canonical NF-kappaB signal transduction; positive regulation of cell population proliferation
Cellular component (GO): perinuclear region of cytoplasm
Molecular function (GO): RAGE receptor binding
Source: RefSeq, a predicted model, not a curated record